This is a messenger RNA of Closterium sp. Yama58-4, 3960 nucleotides long. NCBI's taxonomy places the organism in Eukaryota, Viridiplantae, Streptophyta, Zygnematophyceae, Desmidiales, Closteriaceae. The record is from the annotation of a GenBank genome assembly.
AUGGAGCCGGGCGAGCUACCGGCGGAUCUGACCGUCGCACACGCGGACCGCGUCGACGUGGUUGUCGACGACGCGCCGAGUCGCGCACCCGCUGACGUGGCGGCGAGGGAGUGCGAGUGGAGCGGCGAGGGCGGGCGGCGCGCGUGCGGCGACAGGGCGAGCGGCGAUCGCGCGUUCCAGUGGCUGCUAGCGCCCGUGUCGCCCGCACGGUUCUACGAGCAGUGGUGGGAGCGGCGCGUGGGCCUCGUGCUUCGCCCGCUCAGUAGGGAGUACUACGCGGGGUGGUUUGGGCGUGCUGACGUGGACAAGCUCUUGAGGGCGGGCGUGCUGCGCUAUGGCACCAACAUCGAUGUCGUGCGGUACAGUGCGGUGCACGGCGGUGCACGCGAGACGCUUAAUGGGGAGGGCGUGGCAGAUGCGGAGAGGGUGUGGGCGUUGUUUGAGAGCGGGUGCUCUCUGCGAGUGCUGCACCCGCAGCGCUGGAGUGACCACCUCUGGCUGCUGCUGGGCGCGCUGGAGCACCACUGGCAGGGCAACGUCGGGUGCAACGUGUACGUGACCCCCCCGGCAUCGCAGGGCUUCAGUCCGCACUACGACGACAUCGACGCCUUUGUGCUGCAGGUCGAGGGCUGCAAGCGCUGGCGCUGCUACCAGGGAGUUAAACGCCACCCGGGGGAUGACGACGACAGCGCAGGGGGAGAGGACGGGGAGGGAGAGGGGGAGGCAGCAGGGGAGGAGGGGUUGCUGCCGCGGUUUUCGAGUGGGGAUUUCGUGCAGCAGGAGCUGGUAGAGCCGCCCAUUCUGGACGUGGUGCUGCGCCCCGGCGACCUCCUGUACAUGCCGAGGGGCGUCAUACACCAGGCAGAGGCAGUGGACGACCAGCACUCGCUGCACCUCACCAUCUCCGCCUCACAGCGCAACACAAUGGCUGACUUCCUGCACCUUGCGCUGCCACGGGCCAUAGAGGUAGCAGCGGAGGAGCACGUGGUGCUGCGCCACAGCCUGCCGCGCGACCUCUUUGACUUCAUGGGCGUCAUGCACGCGCCGCCACUCCCCGACACCCACCCGCACCCCCUCACCAACGCUGACAGCGGCACCAGCCUCAAGGCAGCACCUGCAGCGGCGUCAGAGGCGGGUGGGGAUCCGCGGCGCGCGGCGUUCCUGCAGCGCGUGCAGCAGGCGGUGCAGCUGGUGGCUGCAUGCGGGCCCUGGGACUCUGCCGCUGACCAGAUGGCCUCCGCCUUCCUCCGCUCUCGCCUCCCCCCCUUCCGUGCCUCCCAGCUCUCUGCCUCUGCGCCCUCUGCUGCUCAGUCGGCCAUGGAGGGAGGGGGUGGGGGAGGCGGGAAGGGGGGUGGUGGAGCAGCGGGCAAAAGGCGAGGGGGGAAGGUGCAGAGGAAGUCGCGUGUGAGGGUGAGUGUGGAGGGGGGGUGUCGGUUGGUGGUGGAGGAUGGGGUAGCGGUGGUAUACCACAUGAUGGACAACCGGCGAGAGGUGCACAACCAGGGGGAGGAUUCAGGCGUGGAGCAAGGGGAGGAGCAAGGAGAGGUGGAAGAGGAGAAGGAUGACGGCGAGGAGACGAGAAUGUCACGAGGGGCGGAAGAGGGAGCUACCACGACAGACCAAGGGCAAGUCAAUCCGGGGGGUUCGGCAAUGUGCGUAGAAGACAAGGAGGAAGGGGAGGAGGAGGAUGAGGAUGAAGACGAGGAAGAAGGUUUGAGAGGGGAGGGGCGGUUGGAGUUUGAGUUGCAGUGGGCAGAGCUGCUGGAAGAGCUGGUGCAGCUGAAUGACAGCACUGUGCUGGGCCCACUGCUCAAACGCCUCGCUGCUGACUGGGAGGGGCCUGCGGCUGCUGCCACGGCUGCCAUGCUGAGUGUUGUGCAGGAGCUCGUGGACCAUGGGUUUCGACGCACCAUCCUGGUGCUGCCGUGUCUCCUCCUCGCCCUAUCACUCUGCGCCACCGCGCCUCUCGCUACCACGUCCCAAUCCACCCGAUCCCGUGCGCCCUCGCCCGUCGCCACGUGGCGCGCAGUGCGCGAGGUGCUUCCGCCGGCCGGGGGGCGCUGGCAAGCGCCGUGGAUGGGGGGAGGCGGAGGCGGCAGCGCAGCGGUGCACGGGCUGGGUCACCGCGCGCUGAGAGAGGGUAUAGAGCGGCAGUCCGCUCUCUACCACGCCGACGCGUCGCACAGGGCACGCCGCCGCCUGCUCGCGGCGCACGCGCCCGCCGCCGCCGCCGUUGCGUCCGCCGUUCCGGGCGGUGGUAGUCCCGCGCGCCGCAGGCUAGGCGGAGGCGGAAGCAGCAGCAAGGGGGCGGAAAAGGCGGAGAAGAGCGGCAGCGCGAAGGACGUGGGGAAGUCGGCGCGCGACCCCAGCAGCAGCAACGGCGGGGGGGCGGGCGCAAAGGGCGCGGGGAGCUCGGCGCUGCUGGUGCCGGCGGGCGCGGGGAACGGGACGUCCAUUGUGCCGUACGGCAUGUGGGGCCUCGCGCUGCCCACCGGGUCGUACUACCUGAACGUGACGGUGGGCACGCCGGGGCAGGAGGUGGCGGUGGUGAUGGACACGGGCAGCAGCCUCAUGUGGCUGCCCUGCGACUGCAUCGACUGCGCCGCUGAUGACUCCCUCGCUGCGGCAGCGUACGAUUCGUCCAAGUCCCCCAACUCGUCCGUGGUGCCGUGCAGCAGCCCGCUCUGCCUCGCCGACUACACCUUCGGCUGCAACCGCUUCAACGCCCCCGCCCCGCCCCCCGCCGCCUCCCCCGGCCUGCUGGGGGGGCUCCUGGGCGGGGGCGCGGCGGAGGGGAGUGCGGGGGAGGGCGGGGCGGAGGGCGCGGAUGGGGAGUGCGAGUUUGUGUACUCGUACGCGGACAACAGCAGCACGAGCGGGCGCGUGAUGAUAGACACUCUCGACCUGCCCACUGUGGCCGAUGGCAUGGUCAAGGACAAGAUGCUCUUCGGGUGCGGGCAGUACCAGGCGGGGAACCUAGCGAAGUCGAGCUACAUAUACGGGCUGAUGGGCAUGGGCGUGGGGCCCAUCUCGCCGCUGACGCAGCUGUACACGGCGGGGCACGUGCCGUUCGCCUUCGCCUUCUGCUUCGACUCCGCCAACGACACCGGCUCGCACCUCGUGCUCGGCCGCUCGCCCGGGCCCCCUGCGCUGCGCUCCACCACGCUCCUGCCCUCCCAGCGCCCGUUCUACUUCAUAGACGUGGUGCGCAUGACAGUGGACGGCGCCACGCUGCCCGGCAGCGAGAACCUCGCGCCCACCAACGCCACGCAGGGCACGGGGGGGGCGGGCGUCUCUGGCGGAGCGGGGGACACGGAGAGGGGCGGGGUGAUCGUGGACUCGGGCACCACGCUCACCAUCCUGCCCUCCGACCUCUACGCCUCCGUACUGCAGACUGUGUUUGCAGGGCAGGAGGUGUUCUUUGUGCCUGAGCUCAACCUCGACUGCAUCGUCCUCGGCUUCUUUGACGGUGCGCUACCAGCGUUCCCGGUGAUUCACAUGGAGAUGGCGGACGGGGCCGUGUGGAGCAUAUCCUCCUCCAACUACCUCAGCCGCUUCGACGAUGGGUUUGACCAGUACUACUGCGCCACCAUGAUGGCGGCGCCCGACAACUUCCCCGUCUCCGUCAUCAUUGGCGAGACAUGGGUACUGGACACAUAUAUCGCCAUUGACAUCGAGAAGAAGCAGCUCGGAUGGGCGCCUCUCAACUGUUCAUCGGGCGAGUACCUGACAUUCAACUACACGCGAGACCCCUUCGCCGACAUGACUUAUCUGCAGCCCCCCCCACCCACGGCCACCACUGCUCCGCCCUCCUCGGACUCGUUUCUGCCUGCGUGGGCCAACCCCCUCACCUCUGCAACCCCAGCACCCCCCUCCAACGACUCCUCCAACUCCUCCCCGCAUGCGCGUGCUGUGUCACUUGUGGGGUAUGUGCUCAAGGUUCAUUUCAGCUCUGCGUAA